CUCUCACGAUAAAAAGAACCUUCAUGAAGUCGCGAAGUCCUUGGAGCUGACAUAUGCGCUUGCCCGCCGCUUUCAAUAUCUUCAAUGUCUCAGGCGAAUCCUUCAUUCCCCGGCCGAAACGUUUAUGCUUCGUCGAGUAAACUGCCCGAUCGCACAGGAUCUAAGCCUCCAGGACCCGCUGCUCCUCCACAGACAUACACUCAAUCAACCUUCGGGAGGCGCCCUGAACAGUCAUAUCCGUUCGGGCAGUCGACAGCGACUCACGCGCAGCAUGGCGGGCAAGGCGUACGACAGAGUAUGGAAAAAGAACCGAAUGCGCUGAGCGAACUCAGCGAGGAACAAAGGGAUGAGAUCAAUGAAGCAUUUUCUUUAUUCGACCUUGACCGCGAUCGACAUUUAGACUACCAAGAGAUGCGAAUAGCUCUGCGCUCGUUGGGGUUCACCAUCCCGAGACCCGAAGUUUCUCAAAUAAUGCACGCGCAUGGCGUUCCGAAGCCGCAAUUUAAGAGAGGGCCACCGGGGAAAGGACAAACAGCGUACCAUUCAAGUCAGCUACUACUUCCUCAGAACGCGUUCCAGCGCGUCGCUGCGCAAAAGGUGUUCGAACGAGAUCCCUCGGACGAGGUCGAACGCGCGCUGCUUCUGUUUGAUCCAGACCAAAGGGGCUACAUCGAAGUGGAAGACAUACGGAGGGUGGCUCGAGAGCUUGGAGAGACCGGACUCGAGGACGAAGAACUACACGCCAUGGUAGAGGAGUUUGACUACGACGGCACGGGCAGCGUUGCAAAGGAAGCGUUUUAUACCAUUUGUCUGCAGUGACGAUUGCGAUUGUUCGACUCCAGCGAUAACGAAGCGAUGAUUUACCACGAUCUGGACAACUGGCUCGGAUUUCUGGUCUACUCAUACCACUGGGAGCAUUUGGUACUCCCUAAUCUGUACGAAUCUAGCUGUGUUGGAUUCACAAAGGAUGAAAGACCAUCUUGCACUGUCUCACCAUGGUAGCUGAACAGGACCUUCCUUUGCAGUCUCUUCGCCCAUCACGACGUCCCAGUUCCCAAUGUCGCUGGUCCCCCUUGGUGCCCAGUAGGAGCCGGUUAUCUCUAGAGAGAAAUCUUUCUCGAUCCACUCGGCCAAAAUACGGGCAGCAUCUUUGGGGUCCAAGGCGCCACCGGCAUCCCAGAAUUUGUCGAAACCAACACCUUUGGUCAUUUCAGUCCUCAUGAAACUACGGAUGUCAGCUUGGUCAAGAAGCAAAUGUGACUCCUGAUCUUGUGGCAAGAUCUUACCUGGGAUGGACGGAUACUACAGCUAUGCCUCGAGUUUUCAGAUCGAAAGACAACUGCUUGGCGAUCAUAUUCAAAGCCGCUUUUGAGCCAUGGUGACCGAAAUUACCUCCGCCCUCUUGUUCGUGUCUCAGGGUGAUGGAGCCCGAUUCCGAAGAGACCAGAACCACUUUGCCUCCUUUUGUCAAUAUGGAGGAUUUUACCAGUUCUUGCACCACAAACACUGGCGCGACAGAAGAGAGGGUGUACAUCUUUACUUCCUUUUCCCAAUCUGCGUGGCCAAAGUCUUCUGUCGCAAAAUAUCCGGCAGUUAUUAUGCAAGUAUUGAUGAUCUUGCCUUUGAGUGAAGAAGCCAGAUCCAGGCCACAGCUGGGCUUCGACAGGUCGAUGUUUGGGAUCCAGGUGACAUUAUCACCGCCGAAGCCUGGAGGGGGAUUGGACGACCUAGAGGUGGCAUAUACAUUGUGGGAAAGGUUGUCGGCGUAAUAUAAUGCCAGCUCCUUUCCCAGGCCACGUGUUGCACCUACGAUCAAUGUCGACGACAUGGUGGAUGGAGGAGUGCAGAACGUACUUUUUCAGAGCCACUGGGAUGACAGACUCACCAGCUGAAAUGUCAAUUGCAAUGGAUGGCAGCAUUGUUGAACGUCCUUAUCUACGAGAAUUGAAUAAUUGCGUGCUCC
Messenger RNA from Exophiala xenobiotica, 1963 nucleotides. RefSeq lists its product as uncharacterized. Gene Ontology annotation, biological process: spindle pole body duplication. NCBI's taxonomy places the organism in Eukaryota, Fungi, Ascomycota, Eurotiomycetes, Chaetothyriales, Herpotrichiellaceae. The record is from RefSeq and is a predicted model, not a curated record. Gene Ontology annotation, molecular function: microtubule binding; calcium ion binding. The transcript is spliced from 2 exons. Gene Ontology annotation, cellular component: mitotic spindle pole body; half bridge of spindle pole body. The coding region runs from base 85 to 819 and encodes 244 amino acids.